CGUCAACCGCUGUCAGAGACUCUGAAAGAUGGAGGCGACUGCGACGCUUCACCUCGGCGGCAUCCUCGCGCGAAUGGCCGUUUUCCUGCUCUUGGUGAACGCGUUGGGCUCGGUGUCCUGCGACGAGCAGGUGCCGCUCCUCCUGUGGACGAGUGACGGGAUCUCGUCACCGACUCAGCCUCCUCCUGCAGCCGGUCACAUCAUCGGGCAGCAGCAGCUCACCUCCUACCUGGAGAAGGCCCUGAAUGAGGGGCCACGAAACGUGGUGCUUUUCCUCCAGGACAAGAUGAGCAUCGAGGACUUCACCAUGUAUGGAGGCGCUUUUGGAAACAAGCAGGACACGGCCUUCCCCAACCUGGAGGGGGCUCUGAUGUCCUCGUCCUCCCGUCUGGUCUUACCUGCCGUGUCCUGGCCCGCCUCCAAUGCAGUGAUUGGCCAGCUGCAGGACCAAUUGGAGACCUCUCCCCUGUACAUGGACCCUGAGACGCUGAGUCAGCUGAGACUCAACGCGUCCUCGCCCGCCCUGCUGGUGUUCAGGCUGCCGUACGGCCUCGGAGCCGAUCUGAUGUCUGCAAAAGAGAUUCUCAGUGGAAACGAUGAGGUCAUAGGUCAGGUGUUGAGCACCAUGAGGGCCCGGGCCGUCCCGUACACGGCCAUCUACACGGCGCUGCAGCCCUCCAGGGAGGCGGCGUCCCUCUCCAUGGAGGCCGGCCUCGGGGGAGGACGCUCCCUCCUGCAGGCCCGGGGGGGCUACCGGGAGAGGGAGAGGGAGCGCGAGAGGCAGCGCAGGAUCAAGGAGAAGGCCGGCGUCUACGCACCUGUGGAGUUUAAGGAGGGGGAGGACACCUGCAUCCUGCUGUGGGCCAAAGGCCUGUCGGUCAGCAUCCUGCGGAGCGGCCGCUGGGAGGAGCACGACCUCACCCCGUCGACCUUCGGGGAGGGCGUCAGCCCACAGCUCCACGGGUCCAGCUGCGACAAAAGCAAAUCCAAAUUGGUUCUUAAUUAUGAGAACGUCCUCGGCCACCGCAGCUUCAAACUGAUCUUUGCGAUGAGCCAGCGUCGCUACCAGGUGUCGGCUCGCCGCUGGUUCACGCUGGACGCCGUGGAGCUGGAGUACGACCGCACCACGGCCCGGUUCAACGGCAGCAGGAAGGUUUACGCCCCCGCCGAGUACUCGUACCGCUGCGAGUCCGUCACCAACUUCCGCUGGCCCCAGCUGGUCCCGCGCUCCCUCAACGAUCCAGCCAACCAGUGGAGGGUCUCCUUCCAGGACUUCCAGAUCCAGGGCUUCAACGUGAGCGGCAGCGAGUUCUCCUACGCCAGCGACUGCGCCGGCUUCUUCUCCGCUGGCAUCUGGAUGGGUCUGAUGACCAGCCUGCUGCUGGUGCUGGUGCUGACCUACGGCCUCCACAUGAUCAUGCAGCUCCACACCAUGGACCGCUUCGACGACCCCAAAGGGCCGGCCAUCUCCGUGCCCCAGACCGAGUAACCACCCCCCCGGUGGUCUGUGGUUGGGCUUCAGUAGGGGAUCAGUCAUCAGUUUAUACUUUAACGUGGUUGAACAACAGUUAUCUUCUGACCUAAAACCGUCUUCAGCUUCACAUUCAGCUCUAAUUCCAACGAAGAUGGAGGCUCAAUAAACAUUUGUAAAAGUGUCUCGUAGAUUAUCGUCUGGUUAUCAGUGUAAACGUGUGAGGUUGAUCUGUGGAGAUGAAGAAUCAGAAAUGUGUUUUUUAGAUUCUACUUCUUCAGAAUAAUCCGUGUUGUUAAAGAACAUUGUUCCCCAUGAAGGUUUUACAGUUGUACAUAAAGGGACAAAGUUAUGAAAAUCCUAUUAUGAGAAGUUAUUUAUUGGUGAAACUUGUGUGUGUUUACGGUUGUUUGUGUGUAGAGUGAAAUAAAGGGAUCAGUUCUGUGUAGAGAAUAAAACGAGGAGCACUAAACUACGACAUUUAACAUGUUUAUGGUUUCCAUGAUUAAUGCACUGAAUCAUGCUCAAUGUCAAUUAUCCUUUUACUGUCUUUAUUUAUUUGGAUGCUCUAUAGUGAAUAUUGAUGGUGUUGUGCUGCUGCUGUGACCCCAAUAAAAACAUCCGUGGAAAUUAAA
Molecule: messenger RNA, 2106 nt
Organism: Gasterosteus aculeatus aculeatus (three-spined stickleback)
Lineage: Eukaryota; Metazoa; Chordata; Actinopteri; Perciformes; Gasterosteidae
Gene: atp6ap1a
Product: ATPase H+ transporting accessory protein 1a
Cellular component (GO): proton-transporting V-type ATPase complex
Molecular function (GO): ATPase activator activity
Source: RefSeq, a predicted model, not a curated record